UUUUUUUUUUUUUUUUGCUGGUCUACAAGCAUCACCAUGAAACAGACUCCUGAAUUCAGAAAAUUUUGGGAUGUAGGCAAAGAAGUGCCUUUUAUUCAAGAUGAACAGAUGCCAAAGAAACUAACACACUGCCUGAAAUGGUUCUCUUGUACCCUUGUUGGCAUGCUCGUCUUUGUCCUUGCACUUCUCAGUAAAACAUCAUUUCUGCUUUUGAUAACAUUUGGAAAUAAUCAAACAGAAAUUAUUCCUUUAGACCAAAAACCGACUGCUCUACUUGCCAUUGGGUUUGUUCUGGUCGGGCCAAGUGUUCUACUUCUGCUUAAAAGCACAUGGAAGUUUAUUUUCAAGAAUGGUAACAUGCCAUCUAAAAAAACAGUUUUCUGGGUCCUUUGUGUUGAAAUCCUGGUAGCAUUGGGAGCUGCAGUUCUUACAAUAGUAGCCAUGCCACACUUUGACAUUGUCACUAAUGUGAUGAUUCUAAACAGCAUAAGCAUCCUAUCUGCAUUUUUUCAAGUGGAUGCUGAGUUCCUCGGCAGAAAGAGGAAGCAUCUUUUGAUUCCCCCGUUUUUUUCCAUUUUCUUUAUAGUCCUGGGUUAUGUGCUGUUUGCAGUGAACUAUCUGGUAUUUGAAAGUUCUCUCCGCGUAUCAGUAGGACUUGCUAUGUUUGGGACCAUCUGUGUUUCUGUGAACUGGUGGGAAAACUACAGCCCACUUUUCACCAUCCUGUCCCUAAAGAAGAUUUCCAAAGACAUGGUGAAGUCCAGUAAUGCGGUGAGCAUCAUCUCCAGUUUGACAAGAAUCCUGAUUACUUCAGCUGUGAUUGGAGCUUAUGUCGCUCUAACAGCUGAAGGCUGGAAAUCUGUUAAAAUCGUCUUCGAAACGGUUGUCAUUGCAUUGGUUGUCAUCCAGACUCUAUCCUCAGCCUUGUGUCGCUGGUUUGUGGUUGUUGCUUGCAAGAUGCACGCUUUGCGCCGUAGCUUUGUUAUGCCCAUGUACUUUGCCUCAAUCAUCGUUUUGGCAGUGUUUUUGUCUCCACUUAUUUACACCCUCCCAUUGUCUAAUAACACUUCAAUCACUCUAGAAAAAAGUGAAUCCAGUACAGAAUGGGUGGAGGUUUUGCUGACAGAUGCUAUACAAACUUUACUAACUAGGGACAUUGUGGUAAACAUGAAAACAGAAGGACUGGUCUGUUUGGGCUGUUCUGCUCUCUGCUGGUGGCUGGGGCUUGUGCUCAGCACAAUUUACAUCUGGUUCCUGAAGAUCCAUCGAAUUGAAAGAACCCAAGAUCUGUUUGUGCAACGCAUGUAUGAAGGAGCGUUUCUGGAGCAGUCCUUGAUGCUGAACACCCGUUUUGAAAUCGGAAAGAAAAUCAAGGAGAAUGAAGUUGCAGAACCAACAAAAAAAAUCAAAGUGUUUCUGUGUGCAACAAUGUGGCAUGAAACCUACGAUGAAAUGAUGAAGAUAAUCAUCUCCAUGUUCAGGCUUGAUAAAUAUAGACCAAAACAUGGAAAGCACAGUGAUGUUGAGUUUGAAUUUCAUAUUUAUUUUGACGACGCUUUCAAGGAUGUCAAUAAUGGAAGGGGGCGGCUUACAAAUGAAUACGCUGAAAUUCUUGUGGACGUAAUUAAAGAAAUUUACAUCAUUUUUAGUGAGGAGGAUCCAUGUGUGUUCAAGGAGAUGCCAUCAUUACCAAGCCAGAAGAUCAUACACACUCCUUAUGGUGGUCGACUGGAAUACACCCUUCCAAAUGGCAAUGUCAUGAUGGUUCAUCUCAAAGACAAGCAACUUAUCCGUCACAAAAAAAGAUGGUCUCAGAUAAUGUACUUGUAUUACAUUCUUGGCUGGAGACUCAACAAACAGUACUAUGAAAACCUUAAAGCAGGUGAAGAACCGGAACUCAUUAAGAAGAAACUGAAGAGUGACAGGGAGAACACAUAUAUCCUGGCUUUGGAUGGGGAUACUGAUUUCCAGCCGUCUGCAGUCAUGCUGUUAAUUGACAGACUUAAAAUAUACCCAGAAGUUGGAGCAGCCUGUGGCAGGAUUCAUCCAACAGGAACAGGACCAGUGGUGUGGUAUCAAAAGUUUGAAUAUGCUGUAGGCCACUGGCUACAAAAGACUGCAGAGCAUGUAUUUGGUUGUGUUCUGUGCAGUCCUGGAUGUUUUAGUCUUUUCAGAGGAGCUGCACUCAUGGAUGACAACGUCAUGAAGAGAUACACAACCAAAGCCAGUGAAGCCAGCCACUAUAUCCAGUAUGAUCAAGGUGAGGACCGCUGGUUGUGCACUCUACUGCUGCAGCAGGGUUGGAGAGUGGAGUACAAUGCAGCAUCUGAUGCCUACACCAAUGCUCCACAGGAUUUUAAAGAGUUCUACAACCAACGCAGGCGCUGGGGACCUUCUACCAUGGCCAACACUAUUGACCUCCUGGGCUCAGGACAACUGACUGCUCAGAGGAACAGCUCUAUCUCAAAACUUUAUAUAUUGUACCAAGUUAUCAGCAUGGCAGCUUCCAUCUUAGGUCCUGCUACUAUUUGCCUCAUGAUAUCAGGAAGCUUUGUUUUCAUCUUUAACAUGGAGGAAAAUAGUGCACUUGCUUUGGCUAUAGUGCCACCUACAGUCUACCUCAUCCUGUGCUUCAAACUGAAAUCUGAUGUGCAGAUUACCAUUGCAGCAAUCAUGAGCCUUCUCUAUGCAUUUCUGAUGGCAGGAACAGUUCUCUCCAUCAUUGGAGAUUUAGUGAAGCAAAAUACUUUUAUGACCCCUAGUGGUCUGUUUCUUAUUGGCAUGGUCAUACUGUACCUCACCACAGCAGCUUUGCACCCUAAGGAGUUCUCAAUGGUCAUCUAUGGACUGCUAUACUUCAUCUGUGUUCCUAGUGGCUAUUUGCUCUUAGCCAUUUACUCCAUUGUCAACAUGAACAAUGUCUCAUGGGGGACUCGUGAAUCUGGCGUCCAGGUGAAGACUUCUGCAUUAGACAACAUAAAAAAAAAGUUCAUGAAAGCCACCUGCUGCAGAUGUCCAUGCUUUGAAUCUGAGGAUGAAAUGAACAAGGAGGUAUUACAAGCAGAAAAUACAAAUAAAACUGAAAUGCUACAAAUGACAUUGGAAAUACAAAGUGCAAAUGACUUCGCAAUCAAUACUCAUAAAAAUAAACAAACUUGGAUUGAACAUUUGCUGCCGAAAUUUGGUUUUUGCUUGACACCAGAAUCUGAACUUUCUAUGGAUGAAAUCGAUUUCUGGAUAGAUUUGCAGAAAAAAUAUCUAGAACCUCUAAAGGAAAAUAAAGAACAACAGGAAAAAAUAGCUAAUGAUCUUAGAGAACUUCGAAAUAAGGCUACAUUGGUAUAUUUCUUCUGCAAUGCACUUUGGCUUGUGGCAACUUUCUUUCUUCAAGCAAUUGGUGAAGCGGUCUAUAUCAAGAUCCCAAAAAUCUAUCCUAAUGGGACAUAUGCUGCAAAAGAACUGUUGUCCCUUGAUCCAAUUGAACUGAUGUUUCUACUUGGCUUUGCAGGACUGCUGCUAAUGCAGUUUUUUGCAAUGCUUUACCACAGAAUCUACACAUUAAUCCAUUUUGUGGCAUAUGCUGAAACAGAAGAAAAAGCCCCGAGAAAGAAGGUUGCACAGAUCGUGGAUGACAAUCAUGAGACUUCUGAGGAUGACACAAUAUGUUUUGAGAACCCCUAUGUUAUGACAAGACAUAUAACUUAUGUAUAAGAUUUUGGAUUUACCUCUCAGUUAAUAAGGUAGAGCAAACAUAGUUGUUUAAAUAUUUGUUUAAUGAAAAAACUUUAAUGCCUUCAAAUUUGUAAAUGACAUUGUGCUAAUUAAAGGUAUCACAUGAUUGUUAC
Molecule: messenger RNA, 3845 nt
Organism: Danio rerio (zebrafish)
Lineage: Eukaryota; Metazoa; Chordata; Actinopteri; Cypriniformes; Danionidae
Source: RefSeq, a predicted model, not a curated record